AUGAGCAAGUCGGACGAUAUCGAAAGACAGACGGUGGCUACAUCCAAGAAACCUCAGGGGGAGCCACAGCAAUGCCAAUUGGUGACAUGUGAGCAUAACGAAGAAAAUCUGCUUCCAGUGGUAGACGACGUACCCUUCGCGGUAUGGCUGAUUGCCUUCGUGGGAGCCGCUGAGCGCUUCGUCUGGUAUGGAGCGACCAGCCCUUUGCAGAAUUACAUUCAGCAUUCAUCCUCUAGCAAGGUUCCCGGCGUACUGGGUCUACGCGAGGCAACGGCGACCAAUAUUGUGAAUGCGAUGAUGGCUGGGGGCUAUCUCGCAACCAUCCCAGCAGCGGCGGUGGCCGAUACCUGGCUGGGUCGGUACAGAACGAUUCUAGUCUCUGCUGUCAUCCAACUCUGUGGCUCGGCGAUUUUGUUCGCGACCUCCUUUCCUCAUGCCGUUCAAGCCGGUGCCGCAGAAGGCGGAUUAGCUGCUGCUAUUAUUCUCAUCGCCGUGGGAUCAGGAGGCGUGCGAUCCUCCGUCGCUCCGUUUAUCGCGGAGCAGUAUACAGAAACAACUCCCAAAGUCAAAGUGCUAAAGAACGGACGAAAAGUCAUCACGGAUCGAGAGCUCACAAUCCAAUACAUCUAUAAUCUAUACUAUUGGAUGGUGAAUAUCGGGGGGUUAUCGGCUCUGACCACUACAAUCCUUGAGAAGUAUGUUGGAUACUGGGCUGCAUAUCUUGUGCCCCUCUGUAUGAUGGCCCUGUCAGUUGUACCCUUGCUGGCGUGGCAACACAUAUUUGUCCGGCGCCCACCAAGUGGCUCGGUUCUCCCACAAGCCGGCAGGGCAAUGUUGUAUGGAUUUCGGGAAGGGUUCCAGAUGGAUGGGGCCAAACCACAGAAGCAACAAGAGAAGCACCACCGACAGGUGCCGUGGACCGAUACUUUCAUUGAUGAGUUGAAGAGUGGAUUGCUCGCAUGUCGUCCUCCUCUUCCCCAUACAUUGGUUACCCAGACCUUCAAUAACCUCAUUUCCCAGGCCGGGCAGAUGGUCAACUCCGGAGUCCCAAACGACACCAUCAAGUCGCUCAACCCCAUCACCAGCAUUUUACUGACGCCGAUAGUCUCGCGUGGCCUAUACCCACUCUUGACCCAGCACCGGAUCCGAUUCGGCCCCAUGGCCCGCAUUGUCGUGGGAUUUCUCUUUCUCACCCUCGCUAUGGCCUACACCGCAAUCCUCCAGAAAUUGGUAUAUUCCACGGGCCCCUGUUACGAUCAUCCCCUGGCUUGCCCUGAGUCAGACCAUGGCCGCAUUCCCAAUCAGAUCUCGAUGUUCCUGCAAACACCCAUCUACGUUCUCGGUGCGAUUGCGGAGAUUUUCUGUUUCACCACGGGGACGGAAUAUGCCUACAAUCAAGCACCGAAGUCCAUGAAGUCGGUGGUUCAGUCGGUGUGGAUGGCCACGGCUGGGGUUGGGGCCUGCCUAGCGAUGGCGUUUACCCCGAUCAACAAGGAUCCUCAUCUGGUCGUCAUGUAUUCGUCGUUGGCGGGCGUCAUGGCCGUGGCAACUGUUUUGUUCGGGAUAUUCUUUGGAAAGCACGAUCGGAAGAAGACCAUUCUUCUAUAG
Aspergillus fischeri NRRL 181 is the source of this 1608-nucleotide messenger RNA. RefSeq names its product oligopeptide transporter. Gene Ontology annotation, cellular component: fungal-type vacuole; plasma membrane. Gene Ontology annotation, molecular function: tripeptide transmembrane transporter activity; dipeptide transmembrane transporter activity. The transcript is spliced from 7 exons. Bases 1 to 1608 code for a protein of 535 amino acids. Gene Ontology annotation, biological process: transmembrane transport; oligopeptide transport. The record is from RefSeq and is a predicted model, not a curated record. Lineage: Eukaryota; Fungi; Ascomycota; Eurotiomycetes; Eurotiales; Aspergillaceae.